This is a messenger RNA of Helobdella robusta, 750 nucleotides long. RefSeq lists its product as hypothetical. The transcript is spliced from 2 exons. Bases 1 to 750 code for a protein of 249 amino acids. The record is from RefSeq and is a predicted model, not a curated record. Lineage: Eukaryota; Metazoa; Annelida; Clitellata; Rhynchobdellida; Glossiphoniidae.
AUGGAAACCAGAUCAGAAAGGACUAGUAAAGCGUCCUUAAUGUCGUCGCUUUGGUGGCUGUUGUUGCUACUUCCAUGGCGAAUCUAUCCAGUUUACUCUUUAAAAAACAUCAACGACAAUAACAUUUAUAACAUCAACAACAAUGAUAACGUCAGCAAAAGCAGCAACACCAACAACGUCAUCAUCAAUUCUGGUGCUGGUAUAUCUCACGCUAACGAUAAUCAAGUGCCAGAAAACAACAAAAACAUUAACAAAUAUGACAAUAACUUUAAAGAUUUAUUAAAUAUUAACGGUAUAAACAACAAAAAUGUCAAUAAUAAAAAUAUCAUCAACUACAAAGACAGCUUCAAUAACAACAAUUACAACAAUAACAAGAAUUACAACAAUAAUAACAAUAACAACAACUACAACAACAGCAGCAGCAGCAACAAAAAGGACGUAAACUUGAAGUCAACAACGGAUUUGCCGAAAAAAUUGAAAACAAACAAACGCUAUAGAAACAGCCGCAACUUUAAAAACAUCAUACCACUGUCAUCGUCGUCAACGAACAACAAAGAUGAUGACAUCAUCAACAACAGCAACAACAACAACAACGACGACGACGACGUCAUACAAAAAAAUAAUGACGUCAUGAACCCCUCCAACAACAACAACAACAACGAUUAUGAAGAAGUUGAUUACAAUGUUAACAGCAAGCCGAAUGAAAAAUUGGAUCCUGACAAGAACCAGACCGCGCCAACACUGAACUAA